UCGUCGGUUGAUUAAAAUGGGGUUCUUCGUAAGCUCAUGUUUAUCCUUUGAAAAUGUGUUUCAGACAUUAAAAACGUCACUAUUUUGCUUUUCCGUACACUCUUCGACCUUGUUCUCUUGUCAAAGUACGGCACUGUACUCCUCUAUAAGUUUGCAUCUCUUUUGUACUGUAUUAUGUAGUUUUGUUGCUUUGGUUUUGCUGUGGAAGCGAAAAAGAAGAAAAAGGAAAAAAAAAAAAAAAAAGAAAACUAGCAACGGCUAUGAGUUUCCUCAGCUUAGAAGCUCGGUAUCUUAGUUCCUGCAAGAAGCAUAAGGUGCUACCUAACUCAGCCGUACAAUCAUGGUUUUCUAAGGUCAAGAUUGACAGACAGCAGAAUGAGAAGUUUAGUGUGGCUGUUUUACUGGCCCAGCUAAAGGAUGAUGAUAUUUCUCCACUAGUAGAUGUCCUAAUGGACAGUGGAAGCUCUGGGAUUGAAGCAGUCGAUGUACUUCAUGAAUCACAUUGCGUCUUGAGCGAUGAAUGCCUUGUGGCCUUGACACGUUCAAUUGAUUCGAAGCUCCGAGUUGUCGAUCUCCAUGACAUCUCAUCGAGGAAGGAGCUUUUGCGUGAUCUAUGCCGGGGUGGCUUGGCUUGCCAAGUACUUAACUUAAGGUCUAAUCAAAUCCAAAAGCUCAACAUGGCUGGAAGAUUUAUGAGGCUACACACCCUCAAUCUGGAUUUUUGCACUUCACUCACUAGUUUGCAGCAUGACUGCUUCUCUUGCAUGCCGAGUUUGUUGCGUCUCUCGAUGUGUGAGACAAGAAUCACCAAUCUCUGGACUACUUCUGCCGCGUUAUUGAAGCUUCCUUCGUUGAGGGAACUGCGUUUCCAGAAUUGCUUGUGUUGCAAGGACACUGGCCCGUGUCCAUCAUAUCGCGAGAGAACUACUUUGGAAAUAGAUCUAUGGGAACUAUCCAUAGCUCUGCCUGAUCUGGACGCUAGGGAAAAUUUGAAAUAUGAGAUUCAAGAAAAAGAUGAAUUUCUUAUGAAUGCGACAUUAAGGAGGUAUAGAUCCCACCAUCCUUCACCCAUAUGCUUUGAGAAAUAUUAUAGGGAAUACGUGGUUGCUUCGUUGCCUCUUCUAGAGGUUUUAGAUAACUUGCCUGUUACUAAGAUUGAUAGAGUAACGGCGAAGACUAUCUACCGGAAAAACUUUGAGUACUUGCCUUACAAAAGACAGCAGAAAGAAAGUAUUGUCAGUCUUUUGCAUAAGCGCGAAAUGGGAUCAAGUAAGAUGUAUUUUCAGAAAAAACCGAGGCCAAAACAUUUGGACCCUUACCAUGCUAAUCUGCUGUAUUUCUCGCGGUCUCUUUGUGCUGCCAAGUUGGGGUCUUCUGAAUGGCCACUCUUGCAUCCAGUAUCCAACUUUAGCAGAAAAUUUAAAGAGGAAGGUAAAAGGCCUCGUCCAAGGCAAUUUGAGUACCAUCCAUUAGACCCUAGUCUUAUGGUUUUUGGAACCCUUGGCGGUGAAGUCGUCGUUAUCAACCAUGAAAAUGGGAAUACUGUUAGUUAUAUCCCAUCCGUGGGAGCAAUGAGUAGUGUUUUGGGGCUCUGUUGGCUUAAGAAGUAUCCAUCAAAGCUUAUUGCAGGCUCUUGCAAUGGUUCCUUGAGACUGUUGGACAUCAAUCAAACCCUACCAAAACGCUCAGACUCCUGUUGCGGCCCAGCAGAUUUCGCUUUCGAAAGUUUCGAGCAGUUGACUUCUCUUCAUGUCAACUCAACAGAUGAGAAGCUCCUUGCUAGUGGCUACUCAAAGGACGUUGCGCUAUAUGACCUUGGCACGGGAAAACGCUUACAAUUGUUCGCUAAUAUUCAUCGCGAGCCCAUCAACGUUGCCAAAUUUGCUUCCCAUUCACCUUUUAUAUUUGCUACCUCUUCCUUUGACCAUGAUGUGAAGAUGUGGGAUUUGAGACAGAACCCAUUGCAACCUUGCUUUACAGCUUCAAGCUCAAGAGGAAAUGUCACGGUUUGCUUUUCUCCUGACGACCUCUACUUGCUAGUUUCAGCUAUUGACAAUGAGGUUAAGCAACUAUCAGCAGCAGAUGGGAGGCUGAUAAUGAACCUUGAGAUAGCUUCAACAGGAAGUGCUCAUAACUAUACUCGUUCACAUUACAUGAAUGGAAGGGAUUACAUCAUUAGUGGGAGUUGGGAUGAACAUGUUGUCCGAAUCUUCUGUGCUCAAUCUGGAAAGCGACUCAGGGAUGUCUAUUUGGAGGAUUUGGAUUCGGGAGAUCCAAUGUUUGUACAGUCAUUAAGGAGCGAUCCAUUCAGAGAUUUCAACAUGAGCGUCUUGGCAGCCUCUAUGCGACGAAGCUCAAAGUGGGAGAUCAUCAAGGUCAAUUUGCUUGCUUCAAGUGCCCAAUACGCCGAAGAAUGUUCAUAUGGCCAAUUUUUCUCUACUUCCGAUAGUCUAGGUGGUUGAUGUAUAUGUUAUAUACACAGAUAACAGAGCGUGUACAUAUAUAUCUAUUGUAGUUAUUGGAUUUUGUCUGUUUUGUGUGCAUAUAGUGCAAGAUAUGGAAAUUUGUGUUUAAUAUUUGAGAUUGAAAUGUCUGUCCUGA
This is a messenger RNA of Morus notabilis, 2601 nucleotides long. RefSeq lists its product as uncharacterized. NCBI's taxonomy places the organism in Eukaryota, Viridiplantae, Streptophyta, Magnoliopsida, Rosales, Moraceae. The record is from RefSeq and is a predicted model, not a curated record. Gene Ontology annotation, biological process: cellular response to UV-B. The transcript is spliced from 10 exons. Gene Ontology annotation, cellular component: Cul4-RING E3 ubiquitin ligase complex. Bases 261 to 2462 code for a protein of 733 amino acids. Gene Ontology annotation, molecular function: protein binding.